AUGGGGCUCAAAGCGAGCCUCGUGGUUCUCUCUCUCCUCCUGGCCCUGGCCCUGGCCUCGGCCUCGGCCACGGCCAAGCAGGAUCCGGAGCUGAAGCAGUGCCGGCACCAGUGCAAGGUCCAGCAGCAGUUCUCCGAGGAGCAGCAGCGGCAGUGCGAGCAGCGCUGCGAGGACUACUACCUCCAGAAGCAAGAGCGCAAGCGGGAGGAAGGCCGAGAGGAAGAGAAAGGCGGCGGUGACGACCGGAAGCAGCUGAAGGAGUGCCAGAAGCAGUGCGAGAGGCGACAGCAGAAGGGACGGAGCAGGGAGGGGUGCCAGCAGCGCUGCGUCGAGGCGUACGGGCGGAAGGGAGAGGACCAGCCGCGGAAGAGGAGAGGAAAGGAGGAUCAGGAGAAGGAGAGAGGGAGGGAGUGGGUUAGUGACAGGUACGAGGAGGAGGAGGAGGAGGAGGAGGAGGAAGGACGAGAGAGUGAAGGACGAGAAGAGAGCGAUAACCCUUACGUCUUCGACCGAGAGCACUUUAAAGCCGUAGUCGAGACCGAGCACGGAAGGGUCAGCGUGCUCCCCAAGUUCACCAAGAGGUCGAAGCUCCUCCGCGGCAUCGAGAACUUCCGGCUUGCGCUGCUCGAGGCCGAGCCCAACACCUUUGAGGUCCCAAGCCACUGGGACACCGACGCCGUUCUCUUCAUCGUCGAGGGAAGAGGUACGAUCACGCUGGUGCGACAGAACAAGAGGCAAAGCAUCAACAUAGAGGAAGGUGACAUAGUGAGGGUUGAGGCCGGGACUCCUGUCUACAUGAUCAACCGGGACCAAAAUCAGAAGCUCAUCAUCGCCCAGCUCCUCCGGCCAGUCAACCUUCCCGGCCAAUUUGAGGCGUUCUAUGGAACUGGUGGUCAGAACCCUGAAUCAUUCUACACAGCCUUCAGCUGGGAGGUUCUUGAAGCUGCCUUGAAGACCGACCGGAACAAGUUGGAGAGGUUGUUCGGGCAACAGCAGCAAGGAGCCAUAGUGAAAGCCUCGAGGGAGCAGAUCGAGGCCUUGAGCGGGCACGAGGAAGGCGGCCGGUGGCCCUUCGGUGGGGGCGAGUCGCAUGGCUCGAAGGGAUCGCGCUCCUUCAACCUGUUCAACAAGCAUCCUUCCCAUGCAAACCAGCACGGCCAGUUGUACAUCGCCGAUAGAGACGAUUUCAAAGAGCUGGAAGACAUGGACGUCAUGAUCUCCUUCGCCAACAUUACCCAGGGGUCCAUGAUCGGUCCACACUACAACUCCAGGGCCACCAAGAUAUCCUUCGUGACCGAAGGCGAGGGCUACUUAGAAAUGGCAUGCCCCCACCUCUCGUCCUCGCGGUCCAAGCACUCCCGCCACCAGAAGCAACAGGGCGGUGGCGGCGGUGGUCGGACCUACCAGAAGGUGCGGGCCCAGCUGAGGCGGGGCACCGCCUUUAUCGUCCCGGCAGGUCAUCCUGUGGCGGCGAUCGCAUCCAAGAACAGCAACCUCCAGAUCGCGUGCUUCGAGGUGAAUGCCGAGAACAACGUCAGGUACCCUCUCGCGGGGAAGAGGAACAUAAUCGACCUGAUGGAGAGGGAGGCGAAGGAGCUGGCUUUCAACUUCCCGUCGAGGGACGUGGAUCGGAUCUUCAAGAGCCAGGACGAGGAGUUCUUCUUCGCCGGGCCGGAGGAGUGGCAAGAGCAGGAGAAAGGCUACGCCGACGAGUGA
Molecule: messenger RNA, 1716 nt
Organism: Eucalyptus grandis
Lineage: Eukaryota; Viridiplantae; Streptophyta; Magnoliopsida; Myrtales; Myrtaceae
Product: vicilin Jug r 6.0101
Exons: 5
Coding region: 1-1716 (571 amino acids)
Source: RefSeq, a predicted model, not a curated record